CAAAACAUUUUGAUUUGCUUCAUUUUAACAUCCAAGGCAAAUUAUUUGUGAAGCCAUCUGCAAUCCACCAUGGAGGUAUUGGCCGGGAAAGACUUUUUCCGAGAUGUGAACAUUUUCAAUACGACUUACUACCCGACCAAUGUGAUGCUGUACUUCGAAAAGCAUCACAUCUUUGAAAUUAUUUUCGAUUUGAUGGUUCAGUUGUUGGAGAAACUACCCCCGAAUCCGUUUAUGUAUUUUGCAGAAAAUUUAGUGAUCACGGCAAAAAAGUAUCAGAACACCAAUGUGGCCUUCAAAUGCCCGCCAGAUUUUAACAUCGAGCAGCUGGCAAAAGUUUGCAGUCGAGUCAAUGAAGCCCCAAUAAUCGAGGUCAAAAAUCCUAGCUCGAGAUUUUGUUUAGAGAAAUUACAGGAACAGCUUGAACGAUUCAAGUUGGAUAAAAAGAAUUUAAUUUUCUUGGGGCCUGAUGACCGUGUUAUCAAAUGUUUUCUCAAGAAAAGAUUCCACCUAAACGGCGUAAUGAAUAGUGAAAACUUCAUAAAUGCAGAAAAUGAAAACGCCGAAAACGAUCUGGAAGUUUUGCUGCCCCUGGCUUUGGAUAUUCAGAAAACCGUUCAACUUCUCAGCAUCCGACCAAAUCAUAAGCACGUGAAGUACGUGGAAAGAAUUGUCUUCAUCGGUCGUCCCGGAUCCGGGAAGCACCGUCAAGCUCGACUGCUAGCCGAACGGCUGAAUCUGAUUCUGAUUUCAGUUAAUGAGCUCAUCAAUCGAGCUCGCACAGAGAAGAACUUGUUCGAAAAAACGCUGGAAAUCGGUCUGGCAGAUAAUGUGCAUACGUCGGAAUUGAUAACAACCAUCGUAGAAAAGCGAAUCUUGCAACCGGACUGUCUGAGGAUCGGUUGGAUUUUAGUGGAUUUUCCCAACACAGCUGAGGAUGUGGAAAAUUUGUUCCAGCUACUGGUCGCUCCACAAGUAGUCGUCAAUGUUCACACCAAUGAAAGACUUUGCUGGAAACGGAAAACUAAUCCAAGCAAAAUCCAACGAAAUUGGGAAGGCAAUGUUUUGGAUCAGAAAUUCUACCAUUCCAUGGUGAGGGCAGAGCUCAACUUUUACGAACUGAACAAGCUGGAAGUGGAAGCAGCUCUGGAACGUCAAAGCUGUGUGGUUUUCGAUAUUGACGGCAAUAAUGGAUUGGAGAAAGUUCACAGUGAUAUUAUUACUAAAUUGGCCAAAUUUCCCACUUGUGAAAAGUAGACAUCAAUUGACUUGUUAUUGUUUUAAACUUUAACACUAUGAAGAGAGAGAAUUUUACGCAACAAAUAAAUUGAAAUUUUACCUGA
Molecule: messenger RNA, 1340 nt
Organism: Uranotaenia lowii
Lineage: Eukaryota; Metazoa; Arthropoda; Insecta; Diptera; Culicidae
Exons: 7
Coding region: 70-1254 (394 amino acids)
Biological process (GO): nucleobase-containing compound metabolic process
Cellular component (GO): cytoplasm
Molecular function (GO): ATP binding; AMP kinase activity
Source: RefSeq, a predicted model, not a curated record